Molecule: messenger RNA, 1974 nt
Organism: Rosa chinensis
Lineage: Eukaryota; Viridiplantae; Streptophyta; Magnoliopsida; Rosales; Rosaceae
Exons: 1
Coding region: 50-1960 (636 amino acids)
Source: RefSeq, a predicted model, not a curated record
CUUCGAUCUCAAAACCCUAAAGUCGCUAAACCCAAAAACACUCCAAGUCAUGGCUCCUCCAAGUCUUCUCGGUCCUCCACAGGUCAACCGAUCCACCACCCAACCCGAACCCGCUGCCGGCGACCCCUUCAUCGAUUCCAUGAUCGCCGAUUUCAACAACCUCAACAAGCCCACCCCUAAACCCCCGAUGGGCUUCACCGAGAACGACUCCGCCACAUUCCUCUCCUCCGGCAACCCUUGCCUCGAUCUUUUCUUCCACGUCGUACCGAACACUCCGGCAUCCUAUCUCCACCAGCAGCUCCCUCUCGCCUGGGCCCACGACGCCCUAACCACCCUCAAGCUCAUCUGCAACCUCCGCGGCGUACGCGGCACCGGAAAGUCCGACAAAGAAGGGUUCUACACGGCUGCUCUCUGGCUCCACCAGCACCACCCCAAAACCCUAGCAUGCAACGUCGCUUCCCUCGCCGAGUUCGGCUACUUCAAGGACCUCCCGGAGAUUCUCUACCGCCUUCUAGAAGGCCACGACGUCCGACAGACCCAAAAGGAAGAGUGGCUACAGAGAAAACACUCCAUCGGGAGAAGGGCCUCCCCGAGAGGCAAGGCGGCGAAGUCGGCGAAAACCAAGAGCCUCGGAGUAACCAGGCAGGAGCCGAAAGAGGCCAGAAAAGCCAAGGCGGCUGAGAGGGUAAGAUCGGAAAGGGCAAAUAUCAGCGCAUUGAGGCAUCAGAAGACUUUGGAGAUGGCCAAGAAGGCCGUUGAGAGGUACCAGCGAGACCCGGAUUACCGGUUUUUAUAUGACCGGGUUUCGGAUCUUUUCAGUGAGUGUUUGAAGUCCGAUGUCGAGAAUCUCAAGGCCAAUCAGUACAAGAAGAUCAGCUUGGCAGCCAAGUGGUGCCCUUCUAUCGAUUCCUCGUUUGAUAAGGCAACAUUGCUAUGUGAAAGCAUAGCAAGGAACGUUUUCCCCAGGGAAUCGUAUCCGGAAUAUCAAGGAAUCGAGGAGGCUCAUUAUGUUUACAGAGUCCGAGACCGGCUGAGGAAGGAGAUUCUUGUGCCGCUGAGGAAGGUUUUGGAGUUGCCUGAGGUUUAUAUUGGAGCUAAUGACUGGAAUUCGAUUCCUUAUAACCGAGUCGCCUCGUUGGCCAUGAAGCUUUACAAGGAGAAGUUCUUCAAGCAUGAUGAAGAGAGGUUCAAAAAGUACUUGGAGAAUGUGCAGGCCGGCAAGUCCAAGAUUGCUGCCGGUGCUCUGCUGCCGCACGAGAUCAUAGCCUCUCUAAGGGACAGCGAUGGGGGCCAAGUGGCCGAGCUUCAGUGGCAGAGAAUGGUAGAGGAUAUGUUGAAGUUGGGGAAGAUGAAGAAUUGCUUGGCUGUGUGUGACGUGUCCGGAAGCAUGUAUGGAGAGCCAAUGGAGGUGUGUGUGGCUUUGGGGCUUUUGGUGUCUGAGCUGUGUGAUGAGCCAUGGAAAGGGAAGGUGAUCACCUUCAGUCAGAACCCUCAACUGCAUUUAAUCCGUGGUGAAAGUCUCGAGUCCAAGACCAAUUUUAUCAGGUUUAUGGAAUGGGGGAUGAACACUGAUUUUCAGAAGGUGUUUGAUUUGCUUCUCCAGGUGGCGGUUAAUGGAAAGUUGAAGCCGGAAAAUAUGAUCAAGCGGAUUUUUGUGUUCAGUGACAUGGAGUUUGAUCGGGCCUCGUCAAAUAGAUGGGAGACUGAUUAUGAGGUGAUUCAAAGAAAGUAUAGGGAGAAUGGGUAUGGGGAUGCUGUGCCACAGAUAGUAUUUUGGAAUCUGAGGGACUCGAGGUCUACUCCUGUGCCAGGGACUCAACCUGGGGUGGCUUUGUUGAGUGGCUUCUCCAAGAACUUGCUCAAGUUGUUCCUGGAUUACGAUGGGGAAAUCCGCCCGGACCUGACCAUGGAAUUGGCUAUCUCUGGCCCUGAGUAUCAGAAGCUGGUUGUCCUGGACUGAUCAUCAUCGAUCUU